This is a messenger RNA of Clupea harengus (Atlantic herring), 4723 nucleotides long. It is a transcript of the gene amotl2a, whose product is annotated as angiomotin like 2a. The record is from RefSeq and is a predicted model, not a curated record. Gene Ontology annotation, cellular component: cytoplasmic vesicle; plasma membrane; bicellular tight junction. Lineage: Eukaryota; Metazoa; Chordata; Actinopteri; Clupeiformes; Clupeidae. Gene Ontology annotation, biological process: establishment of cell polarity involved in ameboidal cell migration; regulation of cell migration; actin cytoskeleton organization.
GGCGCGCGGAACAAUCAGCCCCAGUCGUUUAUUAGCGCUGCCCUCUCCGCCUCUCGAGCUCAGUCUGCUGUAGGAUUUGUACGGGCGCACACACUAACGCGUCCGCUCUUAAAACACAAAACCACAAAUAGGAAUAUACACGACGACGUUCUGUUUUUAGGAUUAUCUUGAACUCGAACGAAUUAAAAGAAGUAACACCAGGACCGUCCUAAACUUUUCCUCGUGAUGAGAUUGUGAAUAGGUCAGUGGUGCUCUAUUCAAAGUCGCCUUUUGAAACAAAAAUACGUGCAUUAUUCAUACACACAUACUCUCGAUCGAGAUGAGAACUGCUGAGGAAUCUUCUGGCACUGUCCUGCAUCGGCUUAUCCAGGAGCAGCUGCGCUACGGCAACCCCACAGACACCCGCACCCUUCUGGCCAUCCAGCAGCAGGCCCUGCGCGGUGGCAGCAGCGGAGGGGGUGCUGGCAGCCCCCGUUCGUCCCUGGAGAGCCUCACCCAAGAGGAGUCCCAGUUCCUCCAGAUGUCCACUCGACAGGAACCCCAGGGCCAGGAACACCAGGGGGACUACCAGCAUUCAGAGAGCCCAGUCUGUAACCUUUACCAACUACACAGCGAGGAGCUGCCUACCUACGAGGAGGCCAAGGCCCAUUCACAGUUCUUGGCUGCCCAGAGAGGCCAAACUGUCAUGCAGCUCAGCACAGGCAUGGAGGUGUCUGUUCACGACGGAGAAGACAAGCAUGGAGAAGGAAUGUGGGACCUGAAGCGAGAGCAUGCUCGUUCGCUCAGCGAACGCCUAAUGCAGCUUUCCUUGGAGAGGAAUGGAUCCAAUGAUAACCUGCCCAUGAGCUCCUCACACAGCUACCCCCAGCUCUCUAACUACCAUGUAGGCCCCAUUUCACACGAGGGACCUGGGUCUCUUCCUGCACAUGACCUGAGGGGCCCUCCUCCAGAGUACCCCUUCCUGGUUAAGCCACCUGGCUAUAUGGUCAGCCACUCGCAGGAGCUUGAACACUACUACAAGGAGCCACCCCCACCUUUCCACUCCCAGCACCAAAGGUAUGUGCCAGCCCCACAGAUGGUUGUGUGCCAGAACGCUCUGCCCACAGUGACCCCUGCUGGUCAGGAGUACAUGAUGACUGCCCCACCAAUCCCUAACAACCCUGUCCAAGCAGCUCAGAUAGAGAUGUUGAUGAGGGAGAACGAGAGACUAAGAAAGGAUUUGGAGAACUACAGCGAAAAGACAACAAGGCUAACGAAGCUGGAGCAGGAGAUCCAGAGGAUAUCUGAGGAUUAUGAGACCCUCAUGAAAGGCUCUGCUAAGAGAGAGACCCUGGAGAAGACGAUGAGAAACAAACUGGAGGCCGAGAUCAAGAGGUUGCAUGACUUCAACAGGGACCUCAGAGACCGCCUGGAAACGGCUAAUAAGCAGCUAGUAGCUAUGGAAGUAGACCAGAGCCAGCAUGUCUACGCCAAACUGGUUGAGCAAAAUGAGGAGCUGCAGCACGAGCGUGACCGCCUGGAGCGGGAGGUGCUGCACCUGCGUAGCUAUGGCGAGGAGUGGCGGCGGCGCAGCGAGGCCCUGGAGCAGGCGUUGGGUUCGGCACAGGCCCGCAGCCGCCAGCUGGAGGAGGAGCUGCGCAGAAAGCGCGCCUACGUGGAGAAGGUGGAGCGACUGCAGAACGCGCUGGCGCAGCUGCAGGCCGCCUGCGAGAAGAGGGAAGCGCUGGAGCUGCGUCUUCGCACACGGCUGGAGCAGGAACUCAAAAGCCUGCGGGCACAGCAGUGGCAAGCCCAAGGCCAGGUGUGUGGCCCCUCCCCUCUGGAAAUGAGCACCUCCUCCCUGCAGCAGCAGAUGCGGGAGCGCGAAGAGCGGGUCCUGGCCCUGGAGGCCGACAUCACUCGCUGGGAGCAGAAGUACCUGGAGGAGAGCACCAUGCGCCAGUUCGCCAUGGACGCAGCCGCUACUGCUGCAGCGCAGAGGGACACCACCAUCAUUAACCACUCCCCACGCCAUUCACCAAACAACAGCUUCAACGAGGACCUACCAUCCACCAGCCACAGACACCAGGAAAUGGAGAACAGGAUCAGGGCUCUCCAUGCUCAGCUACUGGAGAAGGAUGCAGUGAUCAAGGUUCUGGCGCAGCGGUCACGUCGCGAGCAGCAAGGCCUGCGCCCGGCCCGCUCUGUGCCCUCCAUCAACACCAUCGCCACGCCAACCACUGCCACCUGCAUCAUCCGCGGCAAGGGGAAGAGCCUCUCGGAUGACCAGACGGCUGGGCCCAUUCUGCCACCACCUGCUGCCCGUCUGCCCCCCGCCAAAGCGCUCAGUCAGGACUGCGGCACCCAGUGCGACGUUCCCACCCCUGAGACCAGUGGCCCCGCUGUUUCCACGGCUACCACCGCGAAAGCAGCCACUUCUGAUAACUCCCAGCAGACCGCGGCUCCAGCCAGCCUGAUGAAAUGCCUGAGUGGCGAAGCAGAUGUGGUGGAGAUUCUGAUUUGAAUGGAAGUCUGGAACUCUCUCCAGCGUGGCUCUGGAAAGCAAGAAACAACCAGUCGGAUUAAGCGGAGACGGUGCUUGCCAUUGCAAACCCACGUGGAUGGCUGACCAUCUCCGCGCACCAGACUCUAGAUGUAAUGUCAAAAUGUGACACGGUCUUACUACCCCUUUCCUCUCCCCCCUCUCCACUGCCCUACUCAACCCAACUCUGCAAAGGACAUUCGAGGUUAUCGAUGUAGACAAGAAAUGUCGACAAGGGUUUGUGUGCUAAAGGGGAUGAGAAGGACAGAAGAUAGAGGAACCCUGAACCGUCACAGUGUAGAGAGGAGAGCUGAGCUCCCUUGGACUGUUUGUCUCUACACUUAAAACAAACAAGCAACAAAAAAAGAAAAGAAAGAAAGAAACAUCUAGAACUUUGCUGGCCAUGCCCUUUCAGUGGACUGCCAGGUCCAAGACUGAUUCUUCUGAGGUACUUGGACAGUACUCUGCAAAGGUUGCAAAGGGGCAGCUGUCACCACGCAAAAACUGCAUAUGUAUAAAUAUGUAUGUUCUCCUUUUUUAAGUAUUGUAUUUAUAUUUAUAAUAUGCUGCUGAUGGUGUGACUUUUUUCUUGUUUGUGUGUGGAUGUGUGUGAAGAGUGCUGUCUGGUUGGUAUGGAAGAAUAGGAAAGACAUCCAAAUUAUUCCUGAAUGUGUGUCUCAGUUUCCCUCAGUUUUUAAUAAGCUGCAUCCGCAACUCUCUCAGCUCCUGUUUUUAGAUCCAAUUGAGCAAGUUGGGUUGGGCAUUCCCAGGAAAGACAACACCCGCUUUGCUUGUAACAACCUUUAUCGGCUGUCCUACAUUUCUUCUCAGAUCCGUCGCAACUGCUUGGCCCCAAAAUACAGAGAAAAGAAUAGUUAGCCUUUUUUGAACCAUGGGAAAGCCAACUGGAUCGUAAUCCUCCUCUGACUUGGGUUACUUUCCCCACCAGAAUAGUUGAGCAAAUUCCUAUCAGCUGAAACCGUGCUCUUCAAACAGACUAAAUUAACAUUACAGUUGUUGGUGUUCUUAUUAUAAUUGCUUGUCAUGUCAUGUGAGGGGGGCCCCUUUUCAGACAGAUCGAGAAGUCUCCUUUUUUGAGAGUGCAGACCCAGGGAUGGGGUGGGGAGGUAUGCAGAUCCAUGUCCCUACUGUUUAAAGAACACUUAAGAGCUCAGUCGAACAUGUGGAGGCUGCUGAUGUUUGAAAUGCCAGGUUAUCUUUUCUUGUGCCCCCGGACUGUCGCUGCCCGACACGUUGUUGCUAUUCUCCGCUGACAAGCCGAGGCUAAUCUUCCCACAUUCCUGCCGGCUGGAAUGCCCCUUGCUUAGAGAAAAGGGCUAUCUAGAGGAUGACCCCUUGGCCUUGAAGAAAUGGCAGGCAUUCAGAGCACUAUUCUCUGUCUGGCUGUAUUUAUUUUUUGACGGAGCCAUAGUAGCUGGUUCUACUGUGACCAUCUAAAUCGAAAAGCAGUUAAAAUAGAUUGAAAACUUACAACCAUAUUUGGCCCUUGUUCAUUGCUCUGUUUCCUGACACUUCUAGGUAGUGUUGUGUAUACAGAGGGGGGAAAAAAAAGUUGCUAUCUUUACUUCUGCAAGACUCACAUUUCUGAACUCACAUCAGGCUAGCUCUAGAUUAGUUAGAGGGUGAAACACUUGUGAAUGUAGUGGCCUUUCAUUAUCAUCACAGAGGUCUGUGGGAAUAUCCACACAUUGGGUGAUUGGUCUAAACUGGAAUGCAGGGAGAGUUCCCUUGUUUUUUAACAGUAAUUCUUCCUGACUCCUCCAUUUAGAACAUUUUAUUUUCCUAUUCCUACCCUCUCCACGCCCCCUUUUACUCACAUAGCCAUUGCUGGUCGAUGCUUUGUGACGUAACCAUUUGCUUUUUUGAAAUGCUUUUUUUGUUGUUGUUGUUCAAGUUAUGGACUUUGUUUACAGAAAGGGCUGUUUUUGAAACGAGAGAUGUUAAUAUAUUUUGUAUAUUAUUUUCCUUUAUUAGUAUUUAGAGAUGUGAACAUAACGCCAAAGAUUUGCAUUACAAUUAAGUUAUAUCUGAGAAUAUGAACACAUGCAGGGCUACAUGUAGACGCCUUGCUCAAGCUGGUUGACCCAUACUUGGACGUUGCUGUGAACUUCUAGGAUGGGGGGGAUUUUUGUAUGCCAUUAACAUUUCAUUAAUUGAAUAAAACCUUAAUAUAUAUCUUUA